Mercurialis annua (annual mercury) is the source of this 1075-nucleotide messenger RNA. RefSeq names its product phospholipid hydroperoxide glutathione peroxidase 1, chloroplastic. Gene Ontology annotation, molecular function: glutathione peroxidase activity. The record is from RefSeq and is a predicted model, not a curated record. Gene Ontology annotation, biological process: response to oxidative stress. The coding region runs from base 157 to 876 and encodes 239 amino acids. The transcript has 6 exons. NCBI's taxonomy places the organism in Eukaryota, Viridiplantae, Streptophyta, Magnoliopsida, Malpighiales, Euphorbiaceae.
UUAUAGAGGACCAUGUGGAGCAUUAGCAUCCACUAAAUCUUUGAUUUAUAUAGUAAAAGUCUCGGACUUUUUUCAGUACGCGUAAAGUUUAAAGUUUUGUUCUUUGCAACUCAAGAAAUCAAACCAAACACUAACCAAAAAGACCCAGUUGAUAUCAUGGCUUCUGUGCCAUUCUCUUUAAAUUUCUGUUCACCUUUAACCCAUUUAAAAAGUAAUCCCAAUUCUGUUUAUUUGUCUCCUUCCAUGGCUAUCUUUGUUCCAUCAAUUAAAUCUUCACUUGGGUCCUCUAAAUCUGGUUUUUUGCAACAUGGGUUCUCUAUGCAAUUGCCAAAUUCUUCUGGGUUUCUCUCAAAGAUUCGAUCUUUUGGCGUUUCUGCAAGAGCAGCUACUGAGAAAUCUAUUCAUGAUUACACUGUGAAAGAUAUUGAUGGAAAAGAUGUUUCUCUCAGCAAAUUCAAGGGAAAAGUUGUAUUGAUUGUCAAUGUUGCUUCAAAAUGUGGCUUGACUUCCUCAAAUUAUACAGAAUUGUCUCACAUAUAUGAGAAGUACAAGACUCAAGGAUUUGAAAUUCUAGCUUUCCCUUGUAAUCAAUUCGGAGGGCAAGAGCCUGGAUCAAAUCCUGAGAUUAAACAAUUUGCAUGUACCAGGUACAAAGCAGAAUUCCCAAUAUUCGAUAAGGUGGACGUGAAUGGACCAAAUACAGCUCCAGUUUAUCAAUUUCUCAAGUCAAGUGCUGGGGGAUUUCUUGGUGACCUUAUCAAGUGGAAUUUUGAGAAGUUCUUGGUGGACAAAAAUGGCAAAGUUGUUGAGCGAUAUCCACCGACGACGUCGCCUUUCCAAAUAGAGAAGGACAUUCAGAAGCUCAUAGCAGCAUAAAUGCAGCUGAGCUCUGUUGCUGCAUUGGUUGAAUAAGAAAGAAAAGAAUACGACUAAAUGUAAAUUUGUACAAGCAUCACAGCUACACUGAUAUCCCUGUACUAGGGUUCUUUUGUAUGUACUUUAAACCUUUUUUUUUGUUGAAUCUUUGGUAAGAGUCUAAGAGAUAAAUAUGAGAAAUUUUAAUUUUUGCGUAUUA